GGGGAAGAUUUGUUUUGGUAACGGAACACCGGCAGUGGUGGGAAACUCGAUUGGAUCUUUCGAAACAAUUUAUUUGCUCACCCUCUUUCCGGAUAGCUAGCUCUCUCAACGAUCGUUACUCCAUAAAAAGGAGAGUGGGACAACCUUCACAACUCUCCUAACUCUUAGUUGCAGGUUCACUUGUCUUUUCUUCUGCCUCACCAGUCUUUCCUUUUAUUCUCGAAAGCAACCCUGAUGGACGAAGAUUCAACCUUGCAAGUGCCACAGGCUCAGUGGCAGAUCCAACAUGCAUUGAACAAUGGAGAAAGGAUGGAUGACGAGCCGGAACGGAUGGAUGAAGAUGAAGGAGGCAGGGAAGAUUCGUUUAAUGAGAGUGGCCGAAGUAGUUCUUCCAGCCCCACAGGUGGUGCUUGGCAUGCCAUCACCAGUUUCUGGGGAGGAGGAUUCCAGCAGCAACCCCAGCAGCAGCAGCGGCCACAACAAGGAAGAAGCAGCCCUCGAAACAAAGGCGAGAAGGUAGAUAUGGGUGACGAUUGUCGUGAAGAAGACAUGACCAUGGAACGGGAGGGCGGUGAUCCCUACGACUCGCGGAUUCACGAACCCUUGAAGCGUGGGCAAGAGGAUGGAGGACGAGCCAACAAGAGACGUCGUUUGGAAGAUGCCAGCGUCGCCUUUUACCAAGCUGUCCCCGGGCUUUCCGAACGCCAACAAGCCAUUGUGGAAUACUCGGCUCCUUCUACCUUUACUCCUUUGUUCUACUUUAUCGGAUACACUCCCUUUGCCGUUACUUGGGUUAUGGUCAUGUACACGGGUCACUUCUUGCAGACGGCGCUCUCAACCUUUGGACCCGAGACUGAAAACUUGCGCUGGAAGGCUUGGAUCUCGCCUCUUGCCCAUCAUUUGAUCGAUACCUAUGUGUGGAAUCAUUCCAUGAUUACAGUCAUGCUCUUGUACCCCGAGUGGUUUGGUUCUACAGCUUACUGGUGUGCCGUAUUUUUUACCAUGUGUCAGCAGUGUUGCUACUUGUGCGUCUCCCUCAAGGCUCAUUUUAUGAGGCACACGCAUGAGUUGAAAACAAGCUGCCACCGCCAAAUUCAGAUACGUUUCAUGGAUUGCUUCUUGCUCUACUUGUUGGCCACCCUCAACUUCAUUCUGGCCCGCCUUCUUGGUUACCCGAUCCUCUUGUACAUUGGUCUGGUCGAGUUCAAUGUGUGUCCAAUUUACAUUGUGUGGGCAUACAAGAAAAGAUUUGAUGCUGCCCUCAAACCAGUAGCAGUAAACCAGCAAUCGGAUGGACAAAAGAACAACGAUGACACCAAGAAGGACGAGGACAACAAGAAGGACAAGUAAAAGGCGACUUUUUAAAGGGACAUGUGGUGGCUCAAAUGCCGGAAUGCACAUGCCCUUGCUUUAUCGGAACUGCAUGUGGCUUCACACGAAUAUAUUAACCUUUCUGUUGAUAAAUUUUAAUUUUCAGCAAAAGGAACGUAUUUGUUGCAAAUAUUACAUUGGAAGUGGUUUGGGCUCGAGGCCCAAGCUUGAUAACGGGACGAGAUAGUCUUGCCCACUAUCACGGCAUCUGACAACCGAAAACUGCCUGCCUCAGCCAGCUGGCAUGCAAGGGUGUAGAUAAGCUGAUCAUCUGCGACACUGACAACAUGAGUUCCCUCCGGGGGCGCCAACACAAAGAAAAGUAAAUAAGGGAUGGCUUUCAAAUCUGCAGCUUGGAAUGAAGCAUUGACACACCGGUAGGCUCACCU
This is a messenger RNA of Seminavis robusta, 1760 nucleotides long. The record is from the annotation of a GenBank genome assembly. NCBI's taxonomy places the organism in Eukaryota, Bacillariophyta, Bacillariophyceae, Naviculales, Naviculaceae.